Magnolia sinica is the source of this 847-nucleotide messenger RNA. Its product is annotated as 3-hydroxyacyl-[acyl-carrier-protein] dehydratase, mitochondrial. The coding region runs from base 53 to 574 and encodes 173 amino acids. Lineage: Eukaryota; Viridiplantae; Streptophyta; Magnoliopsida; Magnoliales; Magnoliaceae. The record is from RefSeq and is a predicted model, not a curated record. The transcript is spliced from 4 exons.
AUUUCAAUCCUACAUUACACAGACAGACGAAUGGGUAGAAGCAAGACAGGAAAUGCUUCGGAAGCAGCAGUUCAUCAUUCGGUCCUUUUCUUUCUUCUCUUCCUACUAUUUUUCAUCUUCUUCUACUAGCACUGCUGCAAUUCCUCAGCUGCUGAAGGUGGGUGAUGUAUUGAGGAGAAGUCGGAGAUUCUCCCAAGAAGAUGUGGUUGAGUACUCGAGAUUGACUCACGACGUAAAUCCAAUCCACCUGCGUCCGGAAUCGGCUCGAGAAGCAGGAUUCGAUGCCCGUCCGCUCGUCCACGGUUUGCUCGUCGCUGCUCUCUUCCCUCGCAUCAUCGCUUCUCAUUUCCCUGGAGCCGUGUAUGUUUCACAAAGCUUGCAGUUUAAAUUGCCAGUUUACAUCGAAGAUGAGGUUGUAGCCGAAGUACAAGUGACCAAUCUUAGAGAAAACAGGAAGAGAUACAUAGCCAAAUUCUCAACAAAAUGCUUCAAAAAUGGGGAGCUUAUUGUCAUCAAUGGUGAAGCUGUAGCCAUAUUGCCGACUUUGGCAAUGUUUGAAGAGAAACCUACUUGAUUGAAACUUUUAGUUGACAUUUGGCUGGUUAAGCAGAAUCAGAGAGGAAUUCCAAAAGGCAAUGGCUUGGCUGACACAAUUCCAAAAUAUGAUAGCAAUGUGACUACCAAUAUAACAUUGAAUCUAAGAUUGGGACCACAUGACAUGUUUGGGAUGAGUCCCUGACACUGCUACAAACAGAGCACGUAUUCUUCGACCAUGAGAAGCAGGCUUUUUCAGUUUGUUAGAGUUCCAACCAAAGCCAAAUGUCCUCAAUGGACUUGGUACCAGACA